Messenger RNA from Passer domesticus (house sparrow), 5901 nucleotides. RefSeq names its product thyrotropin releasing hormone (gene TRH). Gene Ontology annotation, biological process: negative regulation of glutamate secretion; eating behavior; hormone-mediated signaling pathway. Lineage: Eukaryota; Metazoa; Chordata; Aves; Passeriformes; Passeridae. The coding region runs from base 5062 to 5901 and encodes 279 amino acids. Gene Ontology annotation, cellular component: secretory granule; extracellular region. The record is from RefSeq and is a predicted model, not a curated record. The transcript is spliced from 4 exons. Gene Ontology annotation, molecular function: thyrotropin-releasing hormone activity.
UGUGCUCUACACAAGGACUCGUGGUAGCAUAUCAGAUCUCUGGUGGCUUCUGUGUUUAGUCAAGUACGGGCAGUAGCACUUCCCAGUUGACUUCCAGCACACCUCUGGUGCCACAAAUCCAUAUAUUUGCUACAGUGAAGGCUUGGAUUCUAAGUAAGAGGUUCCAGUUCACUGGUAUUAUUGGUAAUGGUUCCAAGUGACAGGAAUAAAAAUUCCUGUAGCCAUGUGCCCUGCAGACACAGUGAGACUAAUGGACAAUACCAGAAACAGUAAACUGUGUCAUUAAUAUUUGCUAAGACGUUCCUAUAAAUGGCCUGUGCUGGAAUCAGACAGCAAAACUUGAAUGUACGUCUUUAUCCUGGUAAUGGCAAGCGACUAGCUUUCUUAUAAGCCUUCUCUUACACAAGGGAGAAAAUCCAUGCCAGGAUAAAAUUUCUGUCUUCUUUCUUUCACAUCCUUUUGCAACACUGCAGCAAAGCUUACAAAUCAACUUCAACCUGGUCCUGAUUAGCUUUAUGCUGACUUACAGCUACCCAAACUCUUGAAAUAUCAUAUUUAUGGCCAACACAACUGAAAUGAUUACUCCACCCUCUCACUUCAUCAUUUCAUACACCUCCAGAAGCAUGUGUAGAUGUAUGAUAGGUGUAGGUGCACAUGGACGUGUAUGCAUAUACAUCUAGGUUUCAUUUUAACUCUCUUGGGAAGACAGUUUCAGAUUUUACUUCACCAUAGUACUUACGACAACAGGAUUCUGAUCUUCACUGUUGCUGUGCUACAGGACUCUUAAAAUCAGUAGCUGAAAAGAUAAAAUGUCUAAUCUUACUGCAGGAACACGGUCAGCAAAUUUAAGCCCUCACGAAAUGAGUAGACCAAAUAACUUAAUAACUAUUAAGAAAGACAAAGGUACUAGAAAAAAAGGCAGGAACAGUUCAUUAGUAAAAUCCAGCAUAGCACACAUUCAUCAUCUCAGGCAGACAGGAACAUCUGAGAAGAAGGAGCAAUACCUGAACUGUUACCUAUUUCAACCAGAUCAGCUGACAUGACUGGCACCAGAAGUUAAUUUGGUUAGUUAAACCGGAUUCCUGUUCAAAAUCCCUCUCUAUGUCUGAUUCCAGGAUGCUCCUCCAGUAGAAGAGCUGUUCUUAGGUGUUGUGUAUAGGUAGGCAUAAACACAUUUGCCUUGCUGAGGGGGUCCUACCAUGGGCCCAUUUCCCUUUCUUAGCACAUGAACACAGACAAGUUAAGGGUAAAUUACAUUUGUGCUGCAUCCUUAAAGCCAGGCUUGAUCUCACUUUACAGAAUAAUUUUAAAUGAACAGCUGUCUUUUACAACAGCCAAAGGCAACAAUAAGAUAUACAUAUCUUUAAUUUUAAAAGCUGCAAUAGAAAUAUAUCGGUUUUGAGAGGAUGAUGUUCUACAGUGAAGUUCCAGGGACAGUUCUGGAACUUUUUCAUUCUGCUUUUACAUCCUCUUCUUACUUGUGCUCUCCGAUUCCCAAACACUGGGGAUGCACCAUCUGUGUCAAGCCUUCAGGAGCUUUGGAGCCUUUACCUGACAACUGAACCAGCCAGGACUGGCAGGCAGACUAUCCAAAUAUGCUCUGUGCUGAUUGCUCCUAGUGAACUGGACAGGAGUACUGGCUGCAAGCUGAGGAUUAUGGACUUCAAAAUUAAACCAGCACUUUCAACACUUGGUGCCAAACACUAAAUUUCUUAGUAACUCUACCUCACAAAUUUCCACCUCUUCACACCAAAUUAUAGCUUCUCUGUCAUAAUUAGUAUGUCUUAGCAGUGAGUAUAAGGGACAGGCACAGAGCAAACAUAUCACCAUGUCACUUUGUUAAUUUCUAUGGAAGUAGUGAUCUUCUAUCUACAACAAUCCAAUUGACUUUGCAAUUUACCUGACAGUGUGACUCAGACUUGUUUCUGAAAAUUAAGCUGAAUGUUUUCUAUCAUUCCAAAUCAAAUUUCCCAAAAUCUAUUCUUGCUAUAUGAUGAAACUUGCCCCAGUUCAAACAUAGUAUUUUGGCAAGGUGAACUGAGCUGUAAAUUUUCUUCAUCUGAUGACCAUUGGAAGUGAACAAGAUCUUGAAUCUUGUCAUCAGUAGCUGUGAAAAAACAACAGCUGGAAGUUUUGUUGGUGCUUGGAGGCAUAGUACCAUGCUUUUUUCAUUUAGUGACAUUAUUUGUUUUGAAAGAUCCUGGACUGUAGCUGAAAAAAGGAUCAGGGCACAGAAUUAUUCUUUCUGACGAUGGCAAUUUUCUUCUCCAGUCACAGGGUUCACUUGACUAGAAAACUAUAGAAAUGAUUCUGCAUAAACAUUGUGGAGAUAAUUACAAAAUAAAGAAUCACUACAAUGAAUCUAUUGAGAUCUUUAAUUCCAAACUGCCACCAUCCCAGAAAGAAUAAACUGUGAGUUAGUCUGACUCUUAAGUAUACAAUUAAGCCUGUCAAGUUUUGGCUGCAUAAUAUGCUGUUUAAUAUUGAAAAAUCUGUCAGUAAACCAAUAUGUGGCAUUAAUGCCAUAGUGCUUUGGGUUUGCUUCCUCAUGGAACAAUAAAACUAUUUAGCCGAGACAAGCAAUGCGUUAUUUAUACACCUUUUGGCAACAGUUUUAAUGAUAUGUGGGAUACUGCCCUUUCCUUCUAAUAUAAUAGUUCCCUUUUUGGAUUGAAAUUGAUGAAGGGAGCUGUGUAUGUGUUCCAUGUGGAAUUUACUCAGUAAUUCUAUUAACGACUUCCUCACAAAGAAAUAAAUGUUCUCAAUCUCCUUCAAUACUCAUCCUACUCAUUAUUUAAAACAGAAGGCCUAAUCUCUCCAUAUAUUAAGUUUCCUCAAAGGGUUUUCUAUUAGUUUCAAUGAAUUCAAAAAAUUGGGCUUCAACCCUUUUAUGUUUGCAAAACUAUGAAACUCUGGGCCUUACAGUCAGAGCAGAAAGUUUUGCUAUUUCCAGAAUUUUUGAGAAGGAGGUGUCAAUUGAAGGUUACACAGCCUUCAAAAGGAAUCCUCUACACAUCCUUACCAUGUUCAGGUCGUGCUUCAAGUGCCAUUCAACAUCAGCCAGCAGAGCUUCUGAUAAUUUCACCAAAUUCUCCAGGCCAAAUCCUUCACCUGGCUCUAACUGAAGCUCACCCCCAAAACGGCCUCAGAGCUCACAUCACAAACAAGUGUUUACCAGUACAGACUCUUGCUCUAGACAACACAAGAAGUACCAUGGUAGGGGCUCAGACCUGGAAGAAACAGAACAUGAUAGACGAGUUACCUUCAUUUCCCUUCCUAGAUUUUAUAUUCACAGCUAAUGAAAAUGAAUAGGAAAGCUGUCCUUAUUAUUCCUCAAGGGUUUUGGUUUUGUGAUGACUUGCAGCAAAACCAGCUGAGCUAUGAUAAGCUGAUCUGCUGCCCACAGUGAAGCCCCCCUGGCUGAGUAUGUCUACAAAAAGGGAUCACUUUUGCUAAUACUAGUGGUGACCACAGUAGGCUGCAUUUCAGAAAACUUCCUUCAUGUGUCAUUACAUCCACUCAGUACUGUCUAGGUCCAUUUACUUAGCAAAUGAAUUUUGGGGACUAGCAGAUAGAAGUUGCUUGGAACCCUGCCUCCAGUAAUGAUUAAUAUUUAAUACAAGGUUUGUAGAUUAGGUAUAAUAUCUUCUAUUGUCAUGAAAAGAUGACAGUUCUGGGAGAUCACAAGUCCUUUUUCAGUUCUAAGAGGAGAGACAAACUUUCAGAUAUGAAUGCAUUUCCUCAGGCCUAAGAAAGGUUUGUACUCCUGAAGGCUUGCCUCCCUUGUAAAACUAUAUUAUGGGUCUAAUAAUAAACCAUCUAAAGAUCAUUGUGGCUGUACACACUCUGGCACUCUGAUGUCAUUAAAAUCAAAAUGAAGAAAAGCUGGAAUUAUGCCUCUCACAAAAAUACAAUACAAUCCUCCUCCAGGCAAACUAUUUGCCUCUUCUUAUGCAGGAAAGAUCAUGUGAAGAAGGUCACAUGGAAAGAAAAAAUUACUGAAAACCAUCUCCCUAAUUUUCUGCCUGAGUAGUUCAAUCAAGGAACACACUGGGAGGAGUGAUAUAAAAAACUGUGCUUUUACAUUUUCCAGAGAAAACAAAAGAGCUGAUUUGAUGCUCAUUUCUGUUAGCAAACAAGUAAUUCCUAAUUCAUAGCACUGUUAACAAGAGGAAGUUCAGAGAGAACAGCUUAGAUUUGCAGUCAUUGCAAGAAAUACAAUUCAGGAAAUACCCAAGAGGUUAAAGUUAUUUAAAGAGAUUAGAAGAUAGAAACUACAGUCCUAGUGACAGCGUACAGUUAAUAAAAAUUAAUGGGAUGCCUUAAGUAUUCAGUGGAGGUCUUUCUCAUUCUUGCACACAGAAGUAAUGUCAUGUAGCUAACCUUUUAAAUGAGAAAGAUGUGUGUCUUGUGAGGCUCUACCAGAAACCAAACCUGUUUUCUAUAAAGGAAUGCUAAAUGAACAGAUUCUAGUUUCACUUCCUAAUUCUAAAACUACAGAUCUGUGACAAAGGGCAAACCACUUAAAAUUCACCAUCUCCUAGUGAAACUGGUAACAAAUGCAAUGAGCCAUUAAUUCCAAACAAAAGUAUUUUUUAUUCCUAUAGGUAAAAAAAGCAGUUCCCAUAUAUUACAGGAUUACUGGAGGGAUGACCAUACUAAAAAUGAGCAAUGUACUUCAGUUACUUAUCUCCAACAGUGACAAAAGCAAGACAGUCAAAGUAAGAUGUAGAAAAAUUUGCCAAGGAGAACUUUCUCCCUGACUUCACGAUGCCAUGGUUGACUAACUGCACAAAACGUGUGUCUAUAUUCUUUAAAACAGAGAUGAGUGUGGGGCUAGCAGCAGAUUUUCUCAUUAUUCCCCUUUGAGAUCAUUUUAGGGACCAGCUCUGUGCCCAGUGACAGCCCCAGUGCGAAGGCCCCGUUGCUGUGAACACCAGCACUGAGCUGGACAAGUGCUCAGCACAAGUGGAGGCACCAGUGGUGACCAGUGGACUCUGGUGACGCGUGCAGAUUUUACCUUUCUGUCUAAAGAUUGCUCUGAGUCAAAUUGCCUAUGUGAUGUUCUUAGGACUGUUACUCAAGGAUUUUAUCAGAACUGACAAAGACCUGCUAAUAAAAAAGUUGCAGGAACCCACAAUGACAUCCAUCCAGCUGCCACUGCUACUCCUCUGCUUGACCUCGUGUGGUGUUUGCUUCAAUGGGGGACAUCUCCUUCCAGAGGAGAGUGAGAACAUGGGAAAAAGUCCCCUGGAUCACAUCCUUCAGAGAUCUGAAAGCCUCAUUCUUCAGUCUGUCCUCAAGAAAGCUGAAGAGAUUAAUAAAGACUCAAAUGCCCCUCUGCUACAACGGCUUUCCAAAAGACAACACCCUGGGGAAAAGUACCUAAGUAACCUGGAAAAGAGACAGCAUCCUGGAAAAAGAGAUGUUGAGGAAGAGACAUCUUAUGGAGGCAUUCAGAAGAGGCAGCAUCCCGGAAAAAGGGAGAUGGAAGAUGACCUUGAUGUCUAUCUGGGGUUGAAAAGGCAAAAGCCUUCCAGCAGAAAGUCACUGUUGGAUCAGUUUGCUUACAGUCCUAGGGCACAGCUAACUUACAUGAAUGAGUUAUCCAAAACAGAACAUCCAGGCAGAAGAUAUCCAAUGUACAAGCACCAGCGUCCUAGCAAAAGAGGCUGGAAUUAUGAGGUAGAUGUAUAUGAUGAGAAACGCCAGCAUCCUGGAAAAAGGCACUGGAAUUCUGACAGCUCAGAUGACACAGGUCCCUGCAAUUUUCAGGAGUCACUCACUUGUCACAAAGGCAGCUUGUUGCUUGAUUUAAUAGAUGUUAGCAGAGACAGGGUAGAAGAAAAGCGUCAGCACCCAGGAAAGAGAUCAGCAUGGGAAAGUGAAACAGAGGAAUGA